CUUGAUGUCCUUAAGGUCAACAAAGAAGGAAGCCCCAUCCCUGCAGAAGCAGGAACUAGAGUCCACCCAGGAUGACAUCUGUUAGUGAAAACACGGAGGCCCAAGAUGAGAGACCCCAGAUUUCUAGACCUUCAGAUUUCAAAUCCCUGAUUACUACUACCUCAGCUUCCCAGCUCUUAAAGUCUGAUUUGAUUACUGAGGAACCGAUGUCAGAGGAACAGAAGUUUGACACUGUGUCAUCAUACAUUUGGUCUGAUGAAGAUAAUGAUGAAAUACUGGAGACCAUACACAAUGAUGAGCCAAAGGAGGAAGCCCCCACUGGCCGACCAUCAUGGGCCAAUAAAACUGAGUACCUCCUGGCCCAGGUGGGGUUUUCUGUGGGACUGAGUACCAUCUGGCGCUUUCCUUAUCUGUGUUUUCACAACGGAGGUGGCAGUUUUCUCAUCAUCUACAUGCUCAUGCUGUUCUUGGUCGGGGUUCCUCUUCUAUUCCUGGAGAUGGCAGCUGGUCAGAGGAUGCGUCAGGGCAGCAUUGGUGUAUGGAAGGUCAUCAGCCCCUGGAUUGGUGGUGUGGGGUACACCAGCUUCAUGGUGUGCUGCAUCGUGGGUUUGUACUACAGUGUGCUCAUGGCUUGGAGUCUCUUCUAUUUGGUUCAGUCUUUCCAGUCUCCACUGCCUUGGUCAAUGUGCCCCUUACUGAGGAACUCCAGUGAUUUUGAUCCUGAAUGUGAGCGGACAGCACCCACCACAUACUUUUGGUACCGGAAUGUACUGAAGGCCACAGAUGAAAUUGAAAUAGGUGGACUACCAGUUAUGCAUCUCAGUGUCUCUCUCUUUAUGACAUGGUUAAUUAUCUGCAUCUCCAUGAUCAAAGGACCCAAGUCCACUGGGACGAUGCUGUAUGUGUCAGUACUCCUUCCGUACUUCAUCCUUUUCUGUCUCCUUAUCCGGAGUCUCAUGCUGGAAGGCGCACAUUUUGGUCUCAAGAAUCUGUUGGCUGCCAAGGUACCAGCCCUGUACUCUGUGCAAGUGUGGCGCCGGACAGGGAACCAGCUCUUUUUAUCCAUGGGCCCUGGCUUUGGCAGCUUCACUGCAAUCAGCUCAUACAUCCCUCGGUCCAACAACUGUGUCAUGGAUGCCUUUGUUGUGGCUCUUCUCAACUUGACGGCCUCACUGACUGCCACGGUGUUUGUAUUUGCCAUAAUGGGCCACUUGGCCACAGAGAACAAUGAAAAAUGUUACCUGAGGAAUGCUGAGACUGUGCUGUAUCUGAUAGCUUCUGGGGUGCUGCCUGCCGAGGCCCACCCCCCAGACAGUAUGUAUCAUGAUCCAAGCUCCAUCUACUCCACGUGGCUCAAGAGCCUCCCUAAACAAACCAAAGACACAGUCCUACCCUAUAUGACCAAUUGCAACAUAGCUCAUGAAUUGAAGGAGGUUAUGGAGGGUCCCGGUGUGGCCAUUGUGGCAUUUACCAAUAUCACCUCUGUGUUUUCUGGAUCCACCUUCUGGGCCAUCAUCAUCUUCGUGUUGCUGGCAAGCCUGGGGCUGAGCACCAUGAUCGGGAUCAUGCAGGGCAUUGUUACCCCUCUCCAGGACACUUUCUCUUCCCUCAGGAAAUAUACAAAUCUGCUCACAGUGGGCGUCUGUGUGCCUAUGUACCUGGGCAGCCUCAUUUUCGUGACGUCUUCGGGUAGCUACUAUGUGAACCUGCUGGAUGAUUACUGGUCAAAUGAGGUGAUCCGAAUUUAUCCAUCAUGGGCUAAGGUCUUGCUCAUCAUCCUCAUCAUCAUUACCAUCUUGCCUGUCCCUGCCUACUUCUUGUACACACUCAUUGGUGUGGAUUUCACGGUCUCCAUGAUUCACAGUGGGACCACGGUUAUCUUCAAACCUGAAGCUAAAGGGAACUCACCGAAGUCCCAACCAUGGCUUCAGCUCACAGGCAAGGAGAUUCUGGCCACCAAGACCCAAAAUUACUUUGCUCAGACUAAAAGAACUAAGAACAUCUUGAUUCAGGUUGCCCUCUCCAUUGGGCUAAGCAGCAUAUGGCGUUUCCCCUACCUGUGUCAUCGGAACGGAGGAGGCAGCUUUAUCCUGAUGUACUUCUUCAUGCUCCUCUUGUUCGGGAUUCCCCUCUUGUACAUGGAGAUGAUCAUGGGGCAUUGGCUGCGUGUGGACAACAUCCGGGUCUGGAAGCAGCUCAUCCCCUGGCUGGGCGGCAUAGGAUAUGCUAGCAUAUUGGUGUGCAUCUUGAUGAGCUUGUAUAACAGCAUCAUCAUCACCUGGAGCCUUUCCUACCUGGGCAACUCCUUUGAUAACUCCCUGCCCUGGAACCAGUGCCCACUGGUGAAGACCAUCAAUGUCACUGACCUCUCUUGCCUUCAGACUGUGUCCCACCAGUACUUCUGGUACCACACCACCCUGAGUGCCUCGGGCCACAUUGAAGAAGGGGUCGAGGCCCUUGUCCUGCACCUCACCCUGGGCGUCUUCGCAGCCUGGUGCCUCCUCUUCUUAACCAUGAUCACAGGGCUGAAUACUUCAAUGCCGGCUGGAGAAGACAACUAUAUCCAGAUGGCCUCCUUGGUGGUCCUCGUCAACCUGGGGACCUCAUUGCUGGUCACAUCCAUCAUCUUUAUAGUGCUGGGGUUCUGGGCCACUACCAGUGGUCCCACCUGUGUUGAGAUGAGCGUCGCAAAGCUGAUGAAACUGAUAAAAAAGGGCGUGCUGCCUCAGGAUGCCAAGCCGCCAGAGGACAUCCUCCUCUUGCCCGCCCUGGACUAUCUAGAGUGGAUCAGCCAUCUCCCUCAACACCUCCAGUACCAGGUCAUCCACUCCACCCCGUCCUGCAGCAUCAAGACACAGAAGGAAAAGGUCAUGGAGGGCCCCGGCCUGGCAUUCGCAGCCUUCUCCCAAGCCGUCGCGUUGUUCCCUGGUUCCCGCUUCUGGGCCGUCCUCUUCUUCUUGGCCCUGGUCAUCGUGGGGCUGAACACCUUGAUAAGGAUCUUGGAAGGCAUUGUCUACCCCCUCCAGAACUCCAUCUCCAUCUUCAGGAGGCAUCCCAAGCUGCUGUCCGACCUCAGUGUGGCCAAACCCGCCUUUGCCACAGCGCUCGUCUGCUUGGGAGGUUUUCUGGGCAGCCUCGUCUUCACCGGUCAUUCUGGCAGCUACAUAAUGUCCUUGUUUGAUGACUGCCUGGUCCCGCUGAUCCUUACCAUCAUUGUGGCCUUCCAGAAUGUGGCCCUGGCCUGGAUCUACGGAGCUAGGAGGGUCAGAGAAGAAAUAUUCGGUGAUCUGGGCCGCCUGCUGUGGUCCUUCUUCACUGUCCUGUGGUGCUACGUGACCCUGCCCGGGCUGCUGGCCCUGACCACCAUCUGCCUCAUGCAGCUCUACCAGACAGAACCCCCCUACUACAUUGCCUGGAACAGCAGUAUGCCAGCUUCCCAGUCCCUGAGGAACCUGAUCCCCAGCAUCACGUGGAUUGAAAUCCCCUCACCGCCACCUCCUCCCAUCCUGCUCCCUUCUCUCUGCCUCAAGAGCCAGGAGGUAAAACAGCCCUACCUGCAGAGCACCCUGGGCUGGGUCACCUUCCUCAGCAUGCUCACCUUCCUGCCGAUCCCAGUCUACCCACUUCAACACUGGUGGUACCUCCAGGACCACAUUGCUUCCGAUCCCUUUGGAAAGCUACAGUCCAAAAAGAUGCCCUUGGUGCCCCCCAAGCCCUUACAGUUGCCUAAGCGCCACGUGAAGUCCCAGGAGGGAAACAGUGAAAGCUCCUCCAAGAAGCUCAGCCUGCCCUUGAUUAGGGGGCUGAACCUGAACCCAUGGCAGUUCAGCCUGUCCUUGAGUAGGAACAGCCAGAGCUCUUCCUGGUUCAGCCUUCCUGUCAUUACCUCCGUGACAUCCAUAUCGUCUGUAAGGAGUGUCAGCCUACCAAUCUCAAGGCAGGUGAGCCCGGCCUCAACAGCCAUAGACAACAGUGACCAGCACACAGAGACCAAAGAAGAAGAGCGGCACGAGAACUCUGUUCAGUAA
Messenger RNA from Odobenus rosmarus divergens (Pacific walrus), 4028 nucleotides. RefSeq names its product solute carrier family 6, member 16. Gene Ontology annotation, cellular component: membrane. Gene Ontology annotation, biological process: sodium ion transmembrane transport. The record is from RefSeq and is a predicted model, not a curated record. Lineage: Eukaryota; Metazoa; Chordata; Mammalia; Carnivora; Odobenidae. The transcript is spliced from 20 exons. The coding region runs from base 72 to 4028 and encodes 1318 amino acids.